This is a messenger RNA of Zasmidium cellare ATCC 36951, 1533 nucleotides long. RefSeq lists its product as uncharacterized. The transcript has a single exon. Gene Ontology annotation, biological process: transmembrane transport. Gene Ontology annotation, molecular function: transmembrane transporter activity. Lineage: Eukaryota; Fungi; Ascomycota; Dothideomycetes; Mycosphaerellales; Mycosphaerellaceae. The record is from RefSeq and is a predicted model, not a curated record. The coding region runs from base 1 to 1533 and encodes 510 amino acids.
AUGAUCAUGAGCUCCUUCUGCAUAGGUGGAGCUCUCGUAUCGAUUGAUUCGGUCAUCGUCAGCGUUGCACUUCCCACGAUUGCGGAUACGCUGAACAUGAACUCAGCCGAAUAUUCGUGGAUCGAGUCAGCCUACUUGCUAGCCGGAGCUGCCACGAUGCCCGCCUGUGAGCCGGUGUCUGACUCCGUGGGGCGGAAACUGGUCCUGGCCUUUGGCUUGACAUUGUUCUUGCUAGGGAGCAUUCUUGCAGCUCUUGCCCGCCAUCCAUCACUGCUGAUCGCAGGACGAACUGUACAAGGAAUCGGCGAGGGAGCUUUCACCGUCAUGGCCAACGUCUGCUUCGCGGACUUGUUCUCGUUGAGCGAGAGAGGCCUUUACAUUGCCAUGUACGCCGGGGCGAGCUGCCUUGGCGCUGCAUUAGCUCCGCUAAUAGGCGCCGCCUUGACGAGAGGGCCUGGAUGGCGGUGGUGCUUCUGGAUAGCUCUGCCAUUUACCACUAUCGCUUUGGUCCUCGCCCUGAUCUUUCUCCCAUUCCCACUGGCAAAGUCGCCCAAGCCACAGGAUCUCCGGAGAAUCGAUGUCUGGGGAAUUUUGCUCGUCACCUCUUGUACCGUUCUGCUGCUCCUGGGCCUGCAAUUUGGCGGCAUCUUUCUGCCGUGGCAGUCCGCGGUAGUCAUCAGCUUACUGUCGGUGGGAGGCGCGGUACUUCUCGUCUUCAUAUGUCAGAUCUUCUGGCGUCAUCCAGCUCGGCCGCUCAUGCCUCUCCACCUCUUUCGGAACCGGACUGGUGUUGCUUGUCUCUCGAUAUCGUUUUUCCACGGCUUCACGUACCUUACCGUGCUGUACUACGUACCGCUCUACAUGCAGCUAGUCCUGGAGAUUGGACUCAUUCGAAUCGGUUGUUUGCUUCUGACAACGGCGGUACCGACGACAAUUUUUACCAUCCUCGCUGCCUUGAUCAUCCGAAAGACCGGCCGCUACGCUCGGGUCAUCCAGACGAGUACUGCUUUCAUGGCAUUUGCGCUGGGUCUCUCGAUCACGUUGCCCGCUUACAGAAGCUGGCCGCGAUUGAUCCUGUUCCAGCUCAUCUUGGCGGUCGGUGUAGGACCUCUUUUCCAAGCGCCGCUGAUUGGACUCCAAGCGGCGGUGUCUAAAGAUGAGGGUGCGAGCGCAUACGCGGUUGCCAUCUUUCUACGAACCAUAGCUUCUACCAUUGGGUUGGUCGUAGGGCAAGUCGUCAUCUCCAAUGGGAUAAAGCAAAAGGCAAGUUUGUUGGUCGCAGCUGGUAUCCCGGAAGACCUUGUCCGCAGACUGCAGCGAGAUGUUUCUACGCUGGUACAGUUUGGGAAGCUCGGAAGGUUGGGAGCACAGACGCAACAAGUCGCUCUGAAAUCAGCUGUGACGUUCUCAUUGAGCCGUGUGUGGGUCGUUUGCACUGCGGUGGCUGCAGCUGGUUUGGUGGCAAGUCUUCUGAUCGAAGAUCUUCCCCUCUCAAGGGACACACCCAUGGAAGAAAGCGAGUCUGGGUCGUGA